Messenger RNA from Racocetra persica, 169 nucleotides. The record is from the annotation of a GenBank genome assembly. Lineage: Eukaryota; Fungi; Glomeromycota; Glomeromycetes; Diversisporales; Gigasporaceae.
AUGACAAACAAAUUGCAUCGUCAAUGGAACAUGUAUGAAAAACUUGCAGCUAUUUUGUACUAUAAAAAUGGUCAUAGUAAAAAUAAUACAGCUGCUAAAUUUAAUAUCAAGACUAAACAACUUCAGAAUUGGAUAUCCAAAAAAGAACAACUUUUAAAAGCACAAUCAG